This is a messenger RNA of Polyodon spathula (Mississippi paddlefish), 3211 nucleotides long. RefSeq names its product ribosomal protein S6 kinase alpha-6. Gene Ontology annotation, molecular function: ribosomal protein S6 kinase activity; magnesium ion binding; ATP binding. Bases 199 to 2421 code for a protein of 740 amino acids. The record is from RefSeq and is a predicted model, not a curated record. Gene Ontology annotation, biological process: protein phosphorylation. NCBI's taxonomy places the organism in Eukaryota, Metazoa, Chordata, Actinopteri, Acipenseriformes, Polyodontidae. The transcript is spliced from 22 exons.
CAUGCUUCCCAGGUACAACGGCGGCCAUAUUCAUAGGGAACCACUAGCUCUGAUUGUCAGGCAGUCGAGUCUGACAGAUUUAUAAACAUACAUUUCCGAAACAACCGGACAAACGUGAAUUCUGCACCAGCUGGAGAGAAAGGGGCUCCGGGUAGCACCAAGAAAUGAUCCUCUGUAGAAAACGGCUCUAGUGAUAGGAUGCCUUUUGCACAGCCGCAGGACCCCUGGCACAAAAUGGAGGUGCAAAGUCUUGGAAGUGAGGUCAAUGGGCAUCAAAUGGUGGAUGAGCCUAUGGAGGAGGGGGAGUCAUUCUCUCAUUGUGAUGAAGGCACCUUUCAGGAAAUCCCCAUCACUCACCACGUCAAAGAGGGAUGUGAAAAAGCAGCUCCCUCUCAGUUUGAACUUCUUAAAGUUCUGGGCCAGGGGUCAUUUGGGAAGGUCUUUCUGGUGAGAAAGAUAAUGGGCCCAGAUGCAGGGCAGCUUUAUGCAAUGAAAGUGCUGAAAAAAGCAUCGUUAAAAGUUCGGGAUCGAGUUCGCACAAAGAUGGAACGCGAUAUAUUGGUAGAAGUAAAUCAUCCUUUUAUUGUCAAAUUGCACUAUGCCUUUCAAACAGAAGGGAAGCUGUACUUAAUAUUGGAUUUUCUCAGGGGGGGAGACGUGUUUACUCGCUUAUCCAAAGAGGUUAUGUUUACAGAGGAGGAUGUGAAAUUCUACCUUGCAGAGCUGGCUCUUGCUUUGGAUCAUCUGCACAACCUAGGCAUUGUUUACAGGGACCUGAAGCCUGAAAACAUUUUGCUUGAUGAAGCAGGACAUAUCAAGUUAACAGACUUUGGGCUCAGUAAAGAAUCUGUUGACCAGGAUAAGAAAGCGUACUCAUUCUGCGGAACAGUGGAGUACAUGGCACCUGAAGUGGUCAACAGGCGGGGCCACACACAGAGUGCUGAUUGGUGGUCGUUGGGUGUUCUAAUGUUUGAAAUGCUGACUGGUACGCUGCCAUUCCAAGGCAAAGACAGGAACGAGACGAUGAGCAUGAUCCUGAAAGCUAAAUUAGGAAUGCCUCAGUUUCUAAGUUCUGAAGCUCAAAGUCUUCUUAGAAUGCUGUUCAAAAGGAAUCCUGCAAAUCGAUUGGGGGCUGGCUCUGAUGGUGUGGAAGAAAUCAAGAGACACGCCUUCUUUUCAACAAUCGACUGGAAUAAACUCUAUCGAGGAGAAAUCCAGCCUCCUUUUAAACCUGCUGCGGGAAAACCAGAUGACACAUUCUGCUUCGACCCAGAAUUUACAGCCAAAACGCCAAAAGAUUCUCCUGGUGUACCCCCCAGUGCUAAUGCCCACCAGCUGUUCAAAGGCUUUAGCUUUGUGGCCCCUGUCUCAUUGGAAGAAAGUAAAGGCUCUUCGCAUGUGAAUAUACUACCUAUCGUUCAGCAGAUGCAUAAAAGCAACGCCCAGUUUGCUGAAAUCUAUGAACUGAAGGAGGACAUAGGUGUGGGCUCCUACUCCAUCUGCAAGCGAUGUGUACACAGAGUCACGAGCAUGGAGUUCGCUGUGAAGAUAAUUGACAAGAGUAAGAGAGAUCCUUCAGAGGAGAUUGAGAUUUUAAUGCGUUACGGGCAGCAUCCGAACAUCAUCACUUUAAAGGAUGUGUAUGAUGAAGGCCGGUUUGUAUACCUGGUCACAGAACUGAUGAAAGGGGGAGAGCUGCUGGAUAAGAUUCUCCGGCAGAAAUACUUCUCUGAGCGGGAAGCCAGCGCUGUCCUCUAUACCAUCACUAAAACUGUCGACUACCUGCACUGUCAAGGAGUUGUGCACCGGGAUCUGAAGCCCAGCAAUAUUCUGUAUAUGGAGGAUUCUGGGAAUCCAGAUUCGAUCAGGAUUUGCGAUUUUGGGUUUGCGAAGCAGCUGCGUGGAGAGAAUGGGUUGCUGCUGACUCCCUGCUAUACAGCCAACUUCGUCGCGCCAGAGGUCCUCAUGAGGCAGGGCUACGAUGCUGCAUGUGAUAUCUGGAGUCUCGGGGUCCUGUUAUACACCAUGCUGGCAGGCUAUACUCCUUUUGCCAACGGACCCAAUGACACCCCAGAGGAGAUCUUGCUGAGAAUAGGCAGCGGGAAAUUCUCCCUGAGUGGAGGCAACUGGGACACCGUUUCAGACAAAUCGAAGGACUUGUUGUCCCAUAUGCUUCAUGUAGAUCCUCACCAGCGAUACACUGCAGCACAAGUGCUAAAACACUCUUGGAUAGCAUGCAGGGACCAACUGCCUCAUUACCAGCUCAACAGGCACGAUGCACCUCACCUGGUCAAGGGUGCAAUGGCUGCUACAUAUUCCGCAUUGAACCACAAGACGUGCCAGCCAGUGCUUGAACCUGUGGCUGCCUCCAGCUUGGCCCAGCGAAGGGGCAUGAAGAAACUAACGUCCACAGACUUGUAGUGAAAAUCAUCUUUGGGUUGUUUUCUUUAUUGUGAUUAUUAAUAUAAUUACCUUACCUUGACCCACUAGCCUGCCCCCUUCUCCCUGUCCCUCCCUCUCCUCUAUUGUUUCAGCAACCAUCUCUGGCCAUGGCACCAGUGUCAGUAACUAUUGCAAAAUGCCUGUCUGGGUUGCUUUAAGAACUGAUAAAAGUUAUAAUAAUAAUGAUAAUGAAGAUGCAUAUUGUGUACUGCAGGAACUAGCAUUUCACUAAUAGUUCAGAGUCUGUUUACUUGCGGGGUGGGGGGGGGGAAUGCACCAACUGUAACGUCCAUUUCACUGUGACUGGUCACCUUGGAGCUCUUAAACAAAUUGUGUAUGUCAUUUAUAAAUAAAUACAGAAGUAGAGGAAGCAGCAUUCAUUAAGAUCACAGAGUGGAAGGCAUGACUGUAGAGACGCCUGUAAGCGGCUGCCCCAGUUGUUUCUCAAAUUCCUCCUCCCGUUGAUCUUUCAGCUUCAUUACGGAGCCUGGCAUUCAUGAAUUCCCAGGACUUAGAGAAGGGUUGUAUUAAAAGCGCUAUGAAAAGAAAAACUUUAAUUCAGAACUUGUCAUCUGGAUGAGCUAAGGCUAUAAAAUAUCCAUAUUAGCUUUAAUAUAGAUCAUGCUGAGAAGACUGUGUGGAAGCCAGUCAAUUUCUUUGGUGCAGUGUAAGCGGUUUUCAUUUAUAUUUAAAGGAAUGCUUGGCAUGAGAAUGUUUGAACUAUCAUGGUAAGUAGCACAAUUUGUUGACCAAUCUGGACUGAUGAGUC